Messenger RNA from Ornithodoros turicata, 2315 nucleotides. Its product is annotated as thyrotropin-releasing hormone-degrading ectoenzyme-like. NCBI's taxonomy places the organism in Eukaryota, Metazoa, Arthropoda, Arachnida, Ixodida, Argasidae. The transcript has a single exon. The coding region runs from base 57 to 2189 and encodes 710 amino acids. Gene Ontology annotation, biological process: peptide catabolic process; proteolysis. Gene Ontology annotation, molecular function: metalloaminopeptidase activity; zinc ion binding; peptide binding. The record is from RefSeq and is a predicted model, not a curated record. Gene Ontology annotation, cellular component: cytoplasm.
UCUAAGAAGCGUGGUGUAAUCUUUGUUUCAUGUAGACAAAGAGGAAGAACGUCACAAUGGCGCGCAGCAGUCCGUCGAGAAGAAGGUCCUUUCUAUACGACAACCGAUACCUCAUUGUCGUAACUGCACUUCCUGGAACCAUUUUCUCCUCACUUUUCAUCGUACUACUGUACAUAUCUACGAAUCGGCAGAGGAUCUCCGCUUUGCCGUUACGCAGAGAUGCCACCGAGGGAGCUUCCAUUCCAACCCACUACGACAUUCAGCUGCAGACAUCGCCCGAAUUGUUCCGUGGGCGAGUUAACAUCCAGCUUUUGGUCCAGGAAGGCACCAAGGACAUAAGUCUGCAUUCGCGAGGCCUCACGCUCUCCAACGUCCAGGUGAUAGCCCACGAAGGCGAGGUCAUCCUGCCCAAGGUCACUUUCAAUCAUACGCUGCACACAACUACGUUGCAACUUCAGCGACCUCUGAAAAAGUUCGGUACGUACAAUGUGACCAUGGAUUUCGAAGGCGUUUUCCAAAUUGAGCCAAAAGGAUUGUAUUUGGAUGCGACGGGAGAUUACCAUACCGUCAUCUCUUUCAUGGAGCCGAAGCACGCACGGCUUGUUUUUCCCUGUUUCGAUUACCCCGCUGUGCGGAGCACUUUUACCGUAACCAUCGUCAAGCCUAACUCCAGCUAUACAGCUAUCUCGAAUUCAAAAGUCCGCUCGGAGCUCAUCAGACCUGAUGGCACAGUACUCAGCGUAUUCAAAAAGACAUCACCCAUUCCAACUCAUCUGGUGGCUGUAGUAUUGACAAACUUACCGAUAAUGAAGAUAGACUUCAUGUCUGUGUGGAUGCGUCCGGACCUUCGAGGCCAGCUGGAGCACGUAUUUCUCUUUCUAAAGGCGUGCAUUCACAAGGCGAUUCAUAUUUUGGGCAGCAGCAUUCCUUUAUCACACCUAAAUAUUGUCGUUGUGGACGAAUAUCCCUGCGAAAGCCAUAUGAGUUGGGGUCUUCUUGCCUUGCGAAGUGACGUGUUUCUGCACUCACGCGGGUCCUGCAGCAUGUUGAGUGCACUUCUGCGAGUAACACAGGAGGUCUUGCGUGCCUGGUUUGGCGGUACGGUCUCAGCACAUUCCUGGGACAUGGCUUGGUUCAACGAUGGGCUCUCACUCCUGUACGCAUUCAAAGUUCUCGGAACUUUAAAGCCCGAAUGGCCCCUGCAUGCUUUGUUUGGCAUCUGUCUCCACGGACACAUGGCGGAGUACAACGCCACGGCUAUCCUACACCGAGAGCUCCUGUGGGAGACGACGUCGCAGUUGCAGCGACGAGCUUGCAUGGCAGCUGCACGCCUCGCAAUGAUCCGACGAGCUAUGGGACCGUCAAGCUUCCGCCAGGCUGUAGCCAUCUUUUUGAAGAAGUUCAAAUAUCGAACCGCAACAGAUGACGACUUCUGGAGUGCUCUUAACCCUAAAUUUGACUUGCUUGCGUGGUCUACGCUGCCUGGCUACCCAUAUGUCUCUGUGCGCCGUCUAAAUUCUACCCGAAUUCACCUGGAGCAGAAACCUUUUUUUGACAGUCCUCCUAGCGGUCGGUUGUGGGUCAUCCCUCUAACGGCCACGUACGCAAACAAGCACUUAGCACGAGACGAUCUCCUUAUCUGGAUGACAGAGAAGACCAUCGAAGUGGACAUCCCCGGUGCAACUAGCGGUGACUGGAUUCUCAUCAACAUCGGACACGAAGGCGUUUAUCGGGUUGAUUACGAAGACACGAACUGGGAGCUGCUUUCUCGACAGCUAAAACGGAACCUUCACGAGAUUGGUGCUCAGAACAGAGCGCAGAUUCUGGACGACUUGUUUUUUCUGGCAUUCCAAGGUUACAGGUCCAUGGAACAAUUUUAUGCCAUCCUUCCGUAUUUGCAACAUGAGGACGACGUACUGCCAUGGGUGGUGUACACGUUCCUCGUGGAGAAGUUUGAAGCUGUACGCGGAUCUUUGCCUGCUCGAUGGAAGGACCUUGACCGCUUCCUGUGUUCAGCUGCCCCGUCCAAAUUCAGUGGAGAUGCAGGAUCGACUUCACCGGAAUCAGCUUUCAAGACCCACAUAUUGAGACACUGUUGCGCUCAAGGAUGUCGGUCCACUGGACAUGAUGCGAGCAAGUGCACAACGAUGAUUGGGUAUCCGCAGCACGCUCGACACGCCACCUCUUGAGCACUGGUUUACGAAUAGUUUGGCAAUCGUUUCUAUUACUCUGUUUUAUUGUUCCGCCUUACAACAUAGUUGCACUUUCAUCCUAUAGGACAAAAUAAGUGUUAUACUUGCAAUAAAGCAGAUUUG